AAAUAAGUCAAGAAAACCAACCUGACGAAGGACAUGGAAGACCAUAGACUGACUUGAAGUAAAGCGACGGAUUUUCUCGGUUUGUUCCACGUAUGGAAAGAUCAUUAAACUGAACGAUGGUCUAUUUGUAAAGUUCAUCGAAAUCCAUUCAGCCAUCCUGUGAAGGGGAGGGCACAAUUGUGUUUUGCUCCGUGAUGUUCAAAUCGCAUGAUGCUGCUGAUCAGUUCCUCAUUGCAGUCAAGUUUAACAAACCCGCUGAAAUAUCAAGACUUGUUGCGCUUGGUGUAGAUGUUGACGCGCGUCUCGACUCUGCUGAUCGCACAGCACUUCACUAUGCCGUCAUAAACAACAAGUUACCGUGUAUWAAAUCAUUGAUUACAGCAGGAGCUGAUGUUAAUGCACAUGACGAGGAUGGUCUUACUUGUCUUCAUCGUGCAGUAUGCGAUGGUCAUCCUCUCAUAGUGAUGGCACUGAUACAGGCGGGCUGUCUCUUAGACAAUCAAGAUGAGAACGGAAACACUGCCUUACACGAAGCAUCMUGGAAUGGAUAUAUUAACUGCGUACGAAUCCUGAUAGACGCUAAGGCUAAUGUCAAUAUCUAUAACAAGUCUGGCUUUACAGCGUUGCAUCUGGCUGCUCAAAAUGGUCACAGUUCUACAGUACAGACCCUUCUUGACAGCAAUGCGUACUCAUUGGCCAAGAAUAAUUAUGGUGAUACACCUUUGCAUCUUUCUUCUCGCUAUGGCCAUCAUGACGUCUGUAGACUACUGGUUACAGCAGGAGCCAACAAAUCCCUACAGAACCUACAGAAUAACGUCGGUGAUACACCUCUGCACAUCGCAGCUCGAAUUGGUCACGAGGUGGUGGCUGCAAUAAUUGUGGACAGCGGAAAUCUUAUAGCUGUUAAAAACAACGUUGGGGAGACAGCUCGUGACGUUGCGAUCCGGUGCGGCCACAGGAACAUCUCUUCCAUGAUACCAAGCAAUAGUCUGCCCAGGAACGCAAAGAAGCAACGACCAAAGAGUGCCAACAUUUCCCGCUGUCUGUACGACAGUGUCACAUCUCUGAACGCAAGCUCGACCUCAGCCCUUUUCAUCCCUAUUCCUGUCCCUGGGAACCCUGUGCCGAAGAAACCAUGGGAAAGAAAGAACUAUCUCAAGUACAUCAAAUGGAGGUCAAAGAAAGAGGAAGAGGACCGGACCAAGAAGAGGAGGAGCUGUCCUACCGACAUGACAAUACCGCUGACCGUUAAGUACGAUGAAAUGUGUUUCAUUGAYAAGCAYUACAGCAUGAUGAUUGAAGGUGAGGAUUCCAGAUCACCAUUGGUCGUGAAUGGUCGAGCGAGGACUAUGAAUAUUCCGAUUCCUACAGAAACAGACUCGCUGUCAUCGACGAUAUCAAGCACUUCUGCCGCCAGUCACGUGGAUCUUAAUAACAAUUCAACAAUCAAACGUUCUCAAAGUAAAGAUGACCUUCAUCAAAAACCUCAAGAAAAAAACGACAAACACAAGAGAAAGUUUCUUGGCCUAUUCCGUAGCGCGAGCGAUCAAGACUUACAGASAAAUUCGAAAACACAACGUUCCUUUUUAAGAAGAAAAAAGACAGGUCACAAAGACGACAAAGAACUGCAGCAAGUGGCMACAAAUGGUGCUGUAAAAGAUCAUCCAGACAUUCUAGCGGAUAACMUACUUUCUUAUUCAUCACAGGAUCAAAAUAUUGAGAAAUCACUCACAGAUAGUCAAUCGAACAAUCCGGUUAAUCCCCACUUAUCAAAUGUCGUUGGAAAAGAUGAUUUAGCAAACAAUAACAACGAAAAUGACUUACUGUCACCUGCACUUCAACAAUUAGGUGAACAAGAAAGCGACUCUCAAGACGAAGAAGUUCCAGUACAACAUUUGGAAACUCCUCCAACCGUUUUACCACAUCAAUCACGUGUCGAACCGCUCGAACUCCUGCCACUACAAGCUGCCGUCGAACCAGUCGAUUCUUUACCACCAGACGYCAUGGCUUGGAAACGAGCGAAGGAACUGUGGGAGAAAYGUGAGGCCGAAGAGACACAAGUCAACAAAGAAGAAAGAKGAAAAAAGAGGGACAAAAAGGGACAUUCUGAUAAAACGAGAGAAGAACGAAAAAAAGAAGAGAAAGAUAAAAAACAUCACUCAAAAUCGCGAAGUCGAGAUCAUAAAGAACGAGGUGAGCGGUCUGACAGCAAAAYCAGAUCGAAGGAAAGACGAAGCAAAGAAUCYCAUCAUGACGGUAAACAUGAACGAUCAAAACACGACGAAAAACAAAGAAAAGACCACAAGCAUAAYCAUAAYUCAAAAACAGAUAAACAAAAACAUGGCGGCGAAACUACUGACGAUAGUCAACCUUGGUUUGGAAAAGAGCGCGAAGAAAGAGAGCACAAUCAACAUAGAAACCCCGAUAAAUACGAUGAAAAACAACGUCAUAAACACAGCCACAAACACCGCCAUUCUAACCAACACGAGGAGAAACCCGAGAAACAUUUACGAAAACAUCACGAAAAACACACACAUAACGAACAUAAACAGGUGAAGGGACACGAGAAAAAACACAGCGAUGAACAUAAAAAAAUUGAACUUGAUAAAGUUUGGCGUGAGUACGAGUCAGGAAAAAGAUAUUAUUCUAUGGAGAAGGAUAUGAAGAAAGUUAUAGACCGACUUGAUGGUGUUGACCGCUACCGUCGCGAAGAGCGCCAGCGAUCAACUGACAGAUCACGUGGUUUCUCCAGCGAUACGUCAUGUGAAGUUACACACAGAAGUCGCAGCAGAGAAAGGAGACGAAGAUCAAGAAGUCGAGAGAAGAAUAAGCACGAGUCAGAUCAGGAUGUGAAUUCCUGGCACUAUUCACUGGGACGUAUUGAAGCCCGUCAGGAACAAUGCAAAGCGGACAURGAUACUGCAAGACGAUCAAUCGAACAUCGCAUUAAACAACUCGAGGCAAGACUAGAAAAACAAUAUUCGUCUUCAGAGAAACUUCCAGAAAGAAAUUGCGAAAAACUGGAUGCAAGUGAAGCGCGAGACAUUAAAACCAUGAUCGACAAAGUUGCGGAUGAAUGUCGGGAAGUCACAAGGACAUUAGACGUGCGAACAGAGGAAAUGAAGACAGAAAUCGCUACAGUUGUCAGGGAAGAGUUCUCUAACUUAGACGAAAGGUUGAGUUAUGGAUAUAAAAGCCCCGAAUCUCCGAUAUCAUUCUACGGCAUGCAGACUGGUGAAUUCACCUCUAAACCAAAUAAACUGAUUGAUGACGUCACGACCAGUCUAGCGUCAUUCCAGCGAUUGUCGUCAGCUGACGAGAGUAUGAUCACAGUGAUCGAGGAAAACAGCCGAGUAUCUCGUCAGUCUCCCGUACGUGUAAGCCAAUCCGGUGCUUUGGAUACACAAAGUGAACCAGCGUUACCUUUGGCAGGCGGUACUUUCUCUGAUAACACAGAGGAAGGUCAGGGGGUAUCUCAAGAACCACCAGACUCACCGUUGACCGCAAGAUCUAAAGCAUUCGAGAAUCUUUAUGAAUUGUCUAUUCAAAGCCUUGAAGAUGAAGAAGAUUUUGAGGAAGACGAAGGCCCUGAUUGUAUUAGUUCACCCGAGGCCGUGCAGGACAUAUACCGGCGUAAAAUAAAAGAGACAGAAGAACGAUGCCAGGAAAGAGCCUUGGUCGAAAAAGAAAUGUUGUACAAAAGAAUUAAUGAGCUUGAGACGAUGCUUUUAGCAGCUCGAUCUWCUACAGAAAACCACACGUAGGGCAGAGACACUGUAGUCAAGACAUCUCACGUCUUSGGCGAUUUGAACAUACCACAAGCUUUUCGAAAAUCUCUUCUAGUAAUUCUAUUCAAAUCAAUACUUUUGAGAAUACACAGCCUUGUCUGUGAACAGCAUUGAGAUAAACCUAUUUUUGAAUGAAGCCUUCUGCUUCGCGAUGGACUCAAUGCCAAUUAAUAUGGUAACUUUGCAGAACCKCCAUAGAAAAUAUCAUUCUUGCCAUGUGAUAAAGUAAGUAUUUUAGUGUUCUAAUCCAAACGUCCAACAUUUGCGAAGUUAUUUAUAAUUAAAAAAGGUUUUUGCUGAAUGUGUUCAGACAACUAUUA
This is a messenger RNA of Exaiptasia diaphana, 4108 nucleotides long. RefSeq names its product protein phosphatase 1 regulatory subunit 12A. The record is from RefSeq and is a predicted model, not a curated record. Gene Ontology annotation, molecular function: protein binding. NCBI's taxonomy places the organism in Eukaryota, Metazoa, Cnidaria, Anthozoa, Actiniaria, Aiptasiidae. Gene Ontology annotation, cellular component: nucleus; cytoplasm. The transcript is spliced from 15 exons. The coding region runs from base 195 to 3764 and encodes 1189 amino acids.